AUGUCAAUGUUCAUGUCACUACCCGCCUACGCGGAAGCUCCUCCUCGCAGACGCUACUCGGGUACCAGCAGUGCCUCUGCUAACCCUGAUGAGGACUGGACCCAGAUCUCUGACCUUGCAGAGCGCCGACGGAUACAGAAUCGCAUUGCUCAGCGCAACUACCGCAAGAAGCUCAAGCGACGUCUCGAGGACCUCGAGCGCCGUGCUGGCUCUUCUGAUGAUGCCGAGUCCGAUAAGCAGCCCCAGAAGACCACCAAGUCGAAGCGAUCUUCCUCGUCCUCCAAGUCCCAAAAGUCGCAGCCCGCCACCCCGGCCAAGCCUGUCAUCUCUCAGGGCCAGUUCAUUCCCCCCAGGGAGCCGACUGACGAUCUCUUCUUCCCUGGCACCUACGACGACCGGGCCCGGUCCAACAGCCCUUCCCAGUUCACAUACUCGACUUACCCGGCUCCCGAUGAGAUCCUCCUCGCUCCCUACGUCUCCACUCAGCCCUACCUGACCAUGACUACCGCUGACGCCUACCCCAACUACCUGAAUGCUUCCACCGUGCCCAUGAUGCUUCCCUCGAUGACACAUUUUAGCGACGUCAUCAAGCGGGAGUCGUACCCCAGCGAUGACGGGCUGUCCCCUUACAUGACUUACGGCUACAUGCCGCCCAUGGACUUCAACGCUCCCAGCCCCUACGACCAGUCCAACCCUCAUGGUUCGCAGACUCCUUCACUCUCGCACUCUUGGGACCACUCGGCCAACUACUCAGAGGCCGGAUAG
This is a messenger RNA of Ilyonectria robusta, 765 nucleotides long. RefSeq lists its product as uncharacterized. Gene Ontology annotation, biological process: regulation of DNA-templated transcription. The record is from RefSeq and is a predicted model, not a curated record. Bases 1 to 765 code for a protein of 254 amino acids. The transcript is spliced from 3 exons. NCBI's taxonomy places the organism in Eukaryota, Fungi, Ascomycota, Sordariomycetes, Hypocreales, Nectriaceae. Gene Ontology annotation, molecular function: DNA-binding transcription factor activity.